Camelina sativa (false flax) is the source of this 927-nucleotide messenger RNA. RefSeq lists its product as uncharacterized. Lineage: Eukaryota; Viridiplantae; Streptophyta; Magnoliopsida; Brassicales; Brassicaceae. The record is from RefSeq and is a predicted model, not a curated record.
GACCAGAGAGAACGUAACCGAAACAGAAACACAUUUCUCUGACUUUAUAACUUUCGCUUUUUUAAUCUUUAAGCGUGUGAAACGUUAAAAAAAAAAACAAAAUAAGAGUAAGAACCUCAAUAAUAAUAUCAUCCGUACGCUCUCUCUCUCUCUCACACUCUCGAGUCUCCAUUUCAAUACAAACCUUUUCAGAUUCUCCAGAGAUUUACAUUUUCUUUGGCGAUUCUCUUGGAAAAUUUCGAUUUUUUUUUUUUUUUUUUUNAUGAUGAAUUAGUGAUAUACCAGAAGACGAAGAAGAGAGGAUCGAAUUCGAUAGACUCGUGUUCUUGAUUUUGAUUUGUGAUUCAAAAUAUGGAUCCGUCGACUUCGAACAGCCGGAAACAACCGAUUCUCCGUCGAAGUCUCUCGACGCCGUCGUUAUGUUGCGGAGGAUCUACGACGGCUGAGUGUUGCGGUGGUACGACAGCGAGUUUCGCGGCUUUAUGUCUUUGCGCUCCUUGCAGCGUCGUGAACCUCUUCGUUCUCGCUUUUUACAAGGUUCCUCGAGGGAUCUGCCGCCGUAUCAUGCGACGGAGAAAGUCAGCGAAAAAGGAGCUUUCGGAGAGUGGAGGAGAUUGCGAUCAGAGGAAGCUGGGUAAAGUAGGGAGUUCGCAUUUCGCUGUUCAUCCAUUAGAGAGCAAAGACAACGACGAAGAGGACGGUUUAGAUGAUGAUGAAGCUGUGAUUGCAUUGGAGAAGGAGAUGUGGAACAGAUUUCACAGUGGAGGUUUCUGGCGAAGCCUUUCACGACCUGAAACGACGUCGCCUCAUUAGGGGACCCGGGGAGGUUUUUUACUAUUCUUGUAGAUUUGUUUUCUUAAUUGUUAACUGUGUAAAACCCAAUGUGAUCAAUGUUGAUAGCAAUGAUGUGUCGUUUCAAUUUGUCUA